AUGCCACCUGCAGAAACAAGGACACAACCGCAACGCUGCAGCAGGCUCCGGAACACAACCUUCCUCCUAACACACCAGUUGCUAAUCUUUGUAACCGCACAGCAAAAUCACAGCACACCACAGACCAGACGGCACGACCUAAUUACCAGAACGAAGAAAGCUGUCAAGAGACAAAGCGGCUCCCGGCCCGCGCAGCAGGCAGACAGGGAAGUCCGGUGUCGCCUCCCCGCCCGCCGGGCUGCGGCCUCCCUCAGUGCCCCCGACUGCCCCGGGGAAGCCGCCCCGGCCCGCCGCGGGACCCAUGCGGGCACCGGCGGCCCCCGAGCCCUGAGCCGCGCCGCCUCACCCCGGCCCUCUCGACCGCCGCCUCCCCCUCAGAACCCAGCGGGGCCGAGAGCCGGCAGCACGCUCCCACCCACGCUCCCACUCACCCGCCUUCCGCCGCGGCCCGCCCCGCGCAGGGCGCUCACCGUUCGCUACGACACGGGCGGAGAAGACGCCAGCCGCCCCAUGGCCGCGCAGCCCGGCCGCCUGACACAUCAACAAAGAUGGCGGCGGCGGCGGGCGGCGCUACGGAUGGACCUGCGGGGGGCGGGGCCACGGGGGCGAGGGCGCGCAGAGGGGCGCAGGGGCGCGCAGGUGGCAGGUGAGGGCCGGGCGGGAGUUGCAGAAGUAACGGUGCUCCGGCGCGCACGAGCCUCACAUGGAGUAGCGAAAACUACAGCCCGUUUUUCCUGCGCCGAGGGGACCAUCAGCAGCAUGGCCCAGGCACCGCCUGUAAAGGAUGCAGGAAGUUCCAUGGAAAGCACAGCCGCUAGAAGAAAGUUGCCAUUGACAGAUGCAACUGAUAAUGGAGAAAUGGUAUCACACUCGGAUGCAGUUGAGAAGCCAAAGAAGUUGCAAUAUUCUUCUAAGAAUGUUUUUUCUAUUGGCUAUGAUAAAAGUUUCUUUGGUAUGCUGACACCGUCUCCUCAGAUGAGAACUUGCCAUCGUUGUGGUCUGUCUGGAUCCCUCAGAUGUUCACAAUGUAAGCAAAUAUACUAUUGCUCUGUGGAUUGCCAGAAGAGAGAUUGGACAGUACACAGCGUUGUGUGUGAGCCAGUUAAACAGAAUUUAAGUAGUAGCAGUGGAGGCAAGUUACCUGCUAAAACCAAGACAGGAUUUUACGUUAAGGAUAAUUUAACGACUGAGGAUUCCUUCAAGACAAAAGAGCAUUUCAAGAAGAUAAUGUUUUCAGAUCUCCAGACUCUAGGACUCAAAAAAUCUAUGGAAGUACAGGGUACGAUAACAGAAUUCAAGAGUCCAAGUGAAUUUUAUAUACAGAUGAACUCUCCUGAAGUUUUAGAGCAGAUUAGCAAACUUUCUGUAAGACUGCAAGACUGUUACGCUAACGCAGUUAUUGAGGAGCAGUAUGUUGCGAUCAGAGGGGAAGUCUGCGUGGCGAGGAACUCUGUGGAUCAGACAUGGAGAAGAGCAUUGGUUAAAGAUGUGGAUGUAUUGCAAAAGAAAGCACAAGUGUUCUAUAUAGAUUGUGGAAAAGAAGAAAAUAUUUCACUCUCCUGGAUUAAAGCUCUACACAAAGAGAUUGAACUGUUUCCUCCAUGUGCAAUUAAGUGUUCUUUUGCCAAUUAUGAUCUUGAACAACAAGGAUGCAAUGAAGGCACUGCCAUCUUUUCUUCCAAGCUGAUGGGAAAGACCUGUUCAGUAAUUGUUGUUGAUGUACUGCAAGAGGAAAUGAUGUCAAGUUUUGCUGUAGAUGUUGUUCUUCCAGAUUUGUCAGAAAACAAUUCUAAGGAAAGUAAAGAAAACAUACCUGAAGAUAAAGAAGAGCGUUGCUGUGGAAAUAUAACUGCACAGAGUGUCUCUAUAUGUAUUGGAGACACAUUUUCUGUUGUGGUUUCACAUGUUCAAAAUCCAGAAGACUUUUUCUGUCAGCAGAUACACAUUGGCCGUCAACUUGCUGAGCUUCAGGGGCACCUUUGCGAGUACUGCAACAAACUUCCAAGUGAUCCAAAUUUCCGACCAGUUUCUGGAGAGCUGUGCUGUGCCCAGUUCACAGAAGACGAUGUCUGGUAUCGUGCUGCUGUUAUAGCACAUGCUUCUGAAAAUAACAUUGUGGUGGGUUAUAUAGAUUAUGGUAACUUUGAAGUUCUGCAGCCAGCUAGACUUCGUCCUAUGAUUCCAAAAUUAAUGGACUUGCCAGCUCAAGCCAUAAGAUGUACCUUGGCAGGUAUCAAGCCACUGUUGGGAGCCUGGACCUCAGAAGCUAUUUCUCUUAUGAAACAAUUAGUAAAAGACAAAGUGUUCACAGUGAAAGUAGUGGAUAAAGAGAGUUACAGAUGUGUGGUGGAGCUCACAGAUGCAUCAGUUAUUCCAGAAAUAAAUAUAUCGAGAUGUCUCAUAGAAAAGGGCUGUGCAGCUGAAGCAUCAAGAAUGACCUUGCAAGCAAUUGAAAUGGGUGAUGUAAUGCAAGCAAAUGAGGACACAGCAAACAAAAAGAAGUGCAAGUGGAGUAAAUUCUCUCAUAAAGGAGCAGUAGAUGUGAUAGUGUGUACACUGUACAGUCCUGGAGAAUUCUACUGUCAGAUUGCAAAUAGCAAUGAGCUAUGUGCUCUAAACUCAAUUAACAAAUCACUGUUCGAAUACUGCCAGAAAAGUCCUCCAAAUGUUUUCAAGCCUAAGAAAGGAGAACCUUGCUGUGCUUUAUUCUCUGAUGAUGGUAAUUGGUACCGUGCUUUGGUGGAAAACAUUAUUUCAGAUAGAGUUGUUCAAGUACGCUUUGUGGACUAUGGAAAUGUUGAAGAAGUACCAGUGGAUAACAUGCGGCAGAUUUCAUCCUCGUUCCUAGAGCUGCCAUUUCAAGGAAUUAAAUGCUGGCUUUCAGGUAUAAAGCCUGCUGGUAGCAAAUGGAACCCAGAAGCUACAAAAAGAUUUCAUAAGUGCACUUCAGGAAUGAAGCUUCAAGCCAGAAUAACUUCAUUUUCCAGAGAUGGGGCAGGUGUAGAACUUAUUGACAAUUCUAUGGGUCAUCCAAAAGUGAUCAGUGAGAUGCUAAUUUCUGAGAAAUUGGCUGUGAAGGAAGAGCUGCAAGAUAAAAAUACUUCUCCAAAAACCUCACUUGGGCACUGGGAGUCAAUAGAAUUGGCAGUGGAUCAAACUCUAUCUGUCUGCGUGACAGAAGUUAGAAGCCCAGACUUGUUUUAUGUUGUACCAGCUUAUUGCAAAGAUGGAGAUAAACUACUUAAGCAGCUGACUGAACUACAGGACUAUUGUAAAUCCUGUAAGAAGCAGCCUUUCACACCAAAGCUAGGGGAAGCCUGUUGUGCCAGGUUUUCAGGUGAUGCGCGUUGGUACAGAGCUGUUGUUCUAAAAGUUUCUCAGUCCACAGUUGAAGUACUGUAUGCAGACUAUGGGAACAUAGAAACUGUACCACUUUCAAAUGUGCUGCCAAUCACUGAUUCCUUCUUAAAGAUUCCUUUUCAGACAAUCACAUGUUCACUUGCAGCAAUAAAGAAAGUUGAAUGGUCUCCAUUGGUUCUUGACACACUGAAGGAAAUGUUACUGAAUAAAUAUGUCACAAUCACAGUGAAAGGAAUUAAUGGAAAUAUCAAAUUGGUAGAAGUGGAGAAAGAGAGUGAAAAUGGUAGUAUAAAUGUAGUGGACAAAUUAGUAAUGGAGGGUUUGGUGAGAUACUGUGAAGCUGCAAACUCCGAUGUUGCACAUCAAGGCAGUAGAAGUGAGACCAAAUGCUGCUGCGCAGAGUUAAAAAUGCAGCUUAAAAAACAUGAACAGGUUCUCCUCUUCCUUUUAAACAAGCACCUCGAUCCAGACAGAUAUGAAAAAAUGAAGAAAAUAUUGGAAAGCUGAGUCUGAAGUUCUGUCCCAUUUAUAUAGAAUCACAAGGUUGGAAAGGACCUCCAAGAUCAUCUAUUUUGGAAGAGCAGUACUAAAAACGAGAGUUGCUUCCUCUGUUUAAAUAACUGUAUCAGUCUGUAUAUUUGGACUGUUAUCAAAUGUAUAAUGUUAAUGAUUUCAAAGCUGCAAGCUGAAUUUUCUGUUGUGUUUUUGUUUGGGGGCUCAGCGUUGGUGAGCUGCUUUUGUUUUGCUGUUGAAUGCACGUAAGCCUAUGGAAUUGUCACAGCACCUUGAGAAUACCCUGGUAACUUAAAUUUAAAAUGAUUGUAAUCAUAAAGUUCAACUUUGGUACGACUGAAACUGAACUCUUUUGAAAGGGUAGAUAACAGCAGGGCAAGGGGAGCUGGUUUUAGGUUGAGGGAGGGAAGAUUUGGGUUGGAUGUCAGGGGAAGCUCUUUACUAGGAGAAGUGGUGAGGUGCUGAAACAGCUGCCCAGAGAGGCUGUGGAUCCCUGGAGGUGUUCAAGGCCAGGUUGGAUGGGGCCAUGGGCAGCCUGGUCCAGUAUUAAACGGGGAGGUUGGUGGCCCUGCCUGUGGUGGGGCGUUGGAGAUUCGUGAUCCUUGAGGUCCCUCCCAACCUGGGCCAUUCUGUGUGAUUCUGUGAUUGAUUUUACUUAAACAACUCUAUCUUAGCCUUUCCUGCCUUUCAACUUAAUUUCAUGCCUGUGUAAAGUUAGACUGAAAGUUUUCUUUAUAAACCUGUUCUUGGCAUCGUUAAA
Molecule: messenger RNA, 4633 nt
Organism: Gallus gallus (chicken)
Lineage: Eukaryota; Metazoa; Chordata; Aves; Galliformes; Phasianidae
Gene: TDRD1
Product: tudor domain containing 1
Exons: 24
Coding region: 1-3867 (1288 amino acids)
Source: RefSeq, a predicted model, not a curated record